Messenger RNA from Dendrobium catenatum, 4386 nucleotides. RefSeq lists its product as uncharacterized. The transcript has 5 exons. NCBI's taxonomy places the organism in Eukaryota, Viridiplantae, Streptophyta, Magnoliopsida, Asparagales, Orchidaceae. The coding region runs from base 908 to 3982 and encodes 1024 amino acids. The record is from RefSeq and is a predicted model, not a curated record.
GAGCGCCCACAGAGAGCGAGAGAGAGAGAGAGAGAGAAUCUCCGAAUCCUCUAUUAUUUAGGAAGAAGAGAAUGAGCGAGCUGAAAAAAUAAAAGGAGAAAGAAGGGAGAAGCGAUGAGCGAUUCUGUGGGUGGUCACGAUAGGCAAUAAAAGAAGCAGAGAGGAGAAAAAAUGGAGGGCAAAAAAGGUUGGAAUUAGUAAAGAAGGCCGGAUGGCGACAAAUUCCCUGUUACUGUUCUUGUGGAAGGUCGAAAGAGAUUUUAUUAUCUCGGAUCUCUCUGUCUCUCUCCUUAACCUGGCCCAGGAGAUUGAGAUAUCCCAAUCUGAUGACGAUCUUAAGCCUCUUAUAUUUCCGAACAGCAAGAUUCUUCCAAACAUUUCGACUUUGGUGCGUUGAUGUAGUCUUCCAUCGCCUAAAUUAUUCUUUGUGGUAAUUGUAGUAGCACUGCGGCUUCCUUGUCCUUUCCUAUGUUGGCUUGUUCUCGCAGUAAGAAUGGGUUGGACAUCGUUGAUCUCCAUGGUAGAAGGAAGAUGGGGACUUUUGGGUUUUGAUGUUUCUGGUCAUGCUAUCGAAUCGUCUUCAGGGGGUUCUGAAUACUGUUAGAGGGUUCUAGUUGAGCUUGGCUGGAGAGUGCAAGCCUUUCUCUUGAUUAUCAAAUUGAAGGGCUUCAUCCGUCCCUCUCAAAAUUGUGUUUUAUCUUAGGCUUUUGGUGUGGCAUGCAGUUUUCAAGUUUAUUUAUGUUGUCCAACUUUAGAGGCCGCAGAGUUGCGUUAAUUUCUGAAGUAUUAUUUCUCAGUGAUGAAUGAUUUCGGUAUUUCAUCAGAUCUUUUCAAGGAUGAAAAAUGAUUGCAAGUGCAGAGUUUAAUGGGAAAGUUCUACAAAUUGCUGUUUCCUAAUUGAUUGGGGAUGGGAACAAAAGUCCAUUACAGAAGUUACUUUCCAGGGCAUGAUAAAAUGAGAGAUCUCAAUGCGGACGCAGGCAACAGUUGGCCUUCCUUCUAUAUAAGUAAGACACCCAGUAAACAUCUCUACAAUGGUUGCUUUCCGAGUCCUUCAACUGGACAUUCUGAAUGUGAUAAAGAAAUACUAAAGCAGACAAUGCUUGAACAUGAAGCUAUAUUCAGAAAACAGGUCUACGAACUUCACCGUCUUUAUAGCAUACAGAAGGAUCUGAUGGAGGAGUUUCAAAAGAAUGGUUUAUCUGGGAUUUCUGAACAUAAACUCCCAUCAAAAACAUUUUCUUGUUCAUCUCAAGUUCAAUCUAAUUAUGCCACAAGAAUGCGGCAGAUGUCUCAUCUUUGCGCCAACAAUGACUGGAAAAGGGAAAAAUCGAGAUACAAUGAUGUUAUUUAUCCCGUCAAUUUUCUUGAAAGUAAUCUGCAAUCUUCUUCUGAUUUUCUUGAAACUGAAACCCUAAAAGGAGUUGCUGAACCGACUGGCAGUUUUAGAAAAUGUCCUAAAAAAAUGCUUGAUUUUCGACUUCCGGUUGCUGCACAUAUUGAUGAUACUGAAAGAUCAGAGGAAAUUCCUGGUUCGUCAUCUGUAAACACAAGUACUUGUUCCAGAAUCUGCACCGGAGACUCUGAGAUGGAAUUGAAGCUUAGUUUAGUUAGUGUUGGUGGUUCAGCUGGAAAAGAUGUUUGCAAGGUGAAUUAUCUUCACAAAAAUAGCCAUUUCACUGGCUUGGCUGAUUUAAAUGAACCUACCAGACAAACAUCCUUGGAGGGUGCACCUAAUUCAUUUCCUGUUAAGGUUUUUGGGCCAAAAAAUCAAACUGACGAAAAUCACAGGCUCAACUUUCCUUUGAGCUCAACCACAUUGAGCCUGCAAAAUGCAUUCACCAAAGAUGGAGAUUGUGGUGAACGGACUUUCUCUGAUGUUUUUCAAGGAGCAACAGAGGAAAAAGUUGGAGGUUCUGUAUGCCAUAAUGAAGCUGGGAAAAUUUUCCCUGUAAGUUUUAUGAAUUCAACUUCACAUAAAGAGAAAGACCGUGUGCUCUGCCAACCUGUAAAGCUGAAUGUUAACAAGGUGAGAGACAUUAUUUCAAUUGAUGAUAAUGAAGCAUCUACAUGGUCUGGGCAUGAACAAGACAAUCAUUUUCUAAUUUCUGGAAAAUCCCAUGGGCAUUCAGAGUUCGGUAAUUUAGGAAAGCUUACUUCUGUCUUGUCCAAUUCCUUCUCAAGUUCUCUUAAACUGGAAAGCAACAUGACCUCCUUGCCAGUGGUUCCAACUUGGACGAAGUUUCCAAGUGAUGAAAACAAUGCGUCAAGCCCAUUUUCAGCAACUUCAAGAUCUAGUAAAGUGCAAAAGAUCUGCAGUUCUGACAUUGCGACUAAAGAUUCUAAUGGUUCCUUGAGCAGUUCGCAGGUUGGUAUUGAUUUGAAGUCACCCCUGAGAUUUGAAGAGAAAUCUUCUUCUCAUCUCAAUGGAUUAAAUGAUGGGCUUCAGUUGCAAUCUCAUUCUACGUUACAAAUAAAACUCCCAUUUACCAAUAUAAAUCUCAAUGAUGAAGCAGAAAAUUCCUUUUCCGCGACUCAAGAUGGACCGAACACUCAGCAGAAUAAGGCAACAGAAGGCAUAGAUGCAAAACGUGAAGAUUUUUUGCCUGGACUAUCUUGGCUCAAGAGAAGACCGGCUUGCAAGUCUUUGGAACCAAGCAAGCUUCCCUCUCAGGUGGAUUUAGGAUUCAGCCAGAUGAAUCGAAUUCAUGAGAAGAAAUCCGAAGAUGCAGCAAGUCUUCUUUCAUGCAACUUCGAUGUUUUCUCAUCAUCUCUACAUAAAAGAGAAAGCAAAAUACAGAAUAAUCAGCUAUCUCACCGUUUGAUUAGUACGAAAUUUAUCACCCCUACUUUUGAAAAGCUCCAGCAAAAUUUAUCUUCUUCUUCAAAUGAAGAGAAGCUAAUAAUCGAUGAGUUAAAUCAUGCCAGAAUGCCCCAUGACAUGAAAAUGUAUAGCUCAGAAAAAUCAACCUCUUUAGAAAAUAAUAGAAGAAACUCCAGGAAUUUAAUAGAUCUAAAUUCUGUGUUUCCAUUCAUGGAUGAUCCAGAUUCCUCUGAUAGUUCGGCAGAAGGCCAGGCAGAUCUCCCAUCAGUACAUUCAGAGCCAAUUUUAGUUUCCAGGGUAUUACCCUUUAUCGACCUGGAGGCACCAGUUAUGAACCUGGAAGAGGAUAACGUCACUUCUGACAUUGCAUCCACUCCCUUUAGCAGCAGAGUUAGAUUGCAGGAGGAAUUGUGCUCCCAUGAGAUGCUUAUCAAGGAGGCAGCAGAGAAUAUUGUCAAGCUGUCAUUGGAUGGAUUUCAGAAUAAUGAAAUCCAGAGCUCCAUGCCCGCCACUCAACCAGACAAUACCUUGCAUUUAUUUGCGGAGAUGAUUUUAUCAAACAAUAAUAUUACAGAACUGAAUGCAGCAGGAGAUUGUCUUUUGCCGCAUCGAGAUGAAAGAUUGGACCUUUUUGAGCUAAUGACAUUGCAGCUGGAAGAGAUGAAACCAGAGAAAUUAUCGUGCAUCCCGCAGGAAGCAAAAGAUGGGGAAGUCAAUGAGAAGAGCAAGGCCUCACUUCUCCUAGCAAAGCCUCGAAGAGUACAAGGGAAGAAGAGAAGACAAAAAAAAGACUUUCAGAAGGAUAUUCUCCCUGCACUUGCCACAUUAUCAAGGCAAGAGUCCAUGGAAGACCUUCAGGCCAUUGGGGAAUUGAUGAAAGCCUCUGGCAUCCCUUGGAAAGCGGGAAUUCGGAGACGAAGUUUGCGUGGGAAUAGCACACAAGCUCAGGCCGUCCGGAAACGGCGACAAAAAAAUUCUUCGGCCUCUGUAACGGCGGUCGAGAUCAGCCCUCCAACCUCAUUGUUUAUGGUUGAUGAUAACAAUUAUAAUCCUGAAUUGGAAGUUGACCGGCAUCCUAUUAUCAGCUGGGGUAGAACAACUAGACGGUGCAGGAGUCAGAGAUGUCCUCCAAUGGGCGUUUCAAGCACGCUAAUGUGACUCACCUAGAGCUUUCUUCAUAAUUGUAAAGGCGGUUUAUUUCGGCUGGUAAGAUUUGGUUACUUAAAUUGGUCAUAUGGUGCACAAAUUUUCUUCUUGAAAAUCUAAAAAUAUGGCUAAACUGCAUAUUAAUUUGCAAACAACGCUUGUAUUUCUAGAAUAUAUGGCUAAACUGAAGCUUUGGUUACCUAUCUGAUUUUUGUUUCGAAGUUACAUGCAACGGCUACAAUUUUAUCUCCGCUGAUUCUUUUUCACGAAGUGUUUGUUUUACAAAAUGGAUUCAUUCCAUGAACCAAACUGUAAAUAUUUUGGUGAGGAAAUUGAUACAGUUGAUAUUUCAUGGUCCUGUAUUUUUUGUAAACUGUUGGUGAAGCUGAUGAAAUAUGAGGAGACGCUUUUUUUUU